Messenger RNA from Stomoxys calcitrans (stable fly), 2475 nucleotides. Its product is annotated as coiled-coil domain-containing protein 174. Gene Ontology annotation, cellular component: nucleus. The coding region runs from base 190 to 1920 and encodes 576 amino acids. The transcript is spliced from 2 exons. The record is from RefSeq and is a predicted model, not a curated record. NCBI's taxonomy places the organism in Eukaryota, Metazoa, Arthropoda, Insecta, Diptera, Muscidae.
CUUAGGGUUACCAAUUCCAGUGAAUGAAUGGAAGCUAAGAACCAAAACAAAACUUAAAUUUUUUUUGUCCGCAAAGAAACGAACAUAGGAUAAACAGCAUCCUGCAACCCACAGUUCAAUCAUCUGGGUGUUGUCGUAAAAGCCGUACACCCUAUCAAAAACUAAUUUUGGAAUUGGUACACCUUAAGCAUGAACGAUCCGAACAAAGUGAUAAAUGUUAAUCUUUCCUCUUUGCUAAGUCUCAAGGCGGAAUUAUUGCGAAAGCAGACAGAGGCCAAAGCAAAACUACAACAGAGAAACUCAAACCCACCCUCAGCUCAUAGGCUAGGCAAUGGAACCCUUGAAGAUGAUGAUACGAGCCGAUCUUACCGAAAAAAGGAUAAAAAGAAAAGAGCCAAAGAAUUAGACAAGGAUGAAAAAAGAACGAUUUAUGAACACGAAGAUUCCCUACUGCUGGAGAAAUCCCAAAAGGUUUUGGAGGCCAAGGCAAAGUUUUAUGAGCGAAUGUCCAAGUCUGGGGGAAAUCUAAACUCGGAUGACAACUGCUUGGUGAUGUUUAACAAAAAGAAACAAGAAGAAUCUACCACGGAAGUUACAGCAAACCCAGAACGGACAUUAACCGAUAGCAGCAAUGCAAGUAGUAGCGAUGAAGACGAACCUGCCGAUGGGGAUUGGGUAGAGUACACCGAUUGUUUGGGACGCACUCGUAAAUGUCUUAAACAAGAUUUGGAAAAUGCCAAACGUCGAGAUGCUGAGCUUGCAGCCAGUAUGCCGGAACGCUUAGAUCAAACCAAAGCCAACUGGAUGAUAGAUACAAUGGGAACGCAACAAAGCGAAAAUAUUGGGGAUGAAGAUGAAGAUGAUAUGAUAGGUCCUAUGCCCCCACCAUCCCUCUUUGGCGAUGGUUUGUCCAUGAUGUCCAAACAUGAAGAACAAAAGGCCAAUUGGGAGCGUAAAGAGCAAGAGAAUUUAGAGAAGACCGAUGUGCAUUAUCAGGAUGUGUUCUUCGAUGAAGCGCGCCAACAUGGUGUAGGCUAUUAUGCCUUCUCCACGGAUGAGGCCGAACGUAAGAAACAACAAAAAGAAUUGCUAAAGGCAAGAGAAAAAACCCUGGAGGAACAACAGCGUAGAGAAACUUUGCGUGCUCAAAGAGAAAAAAUUAUAGCAGAACGUGUAUUUGCAGCCAAAAAUAGGCAAAGGGCUCGUUUGGGUUUGCCGCCUCUUGAAAAGGAGGAAGAACCUGAAGAGACGGAAGAAAAAUUGCAGGAGACAAAGGAGGAGCGUAAGGCACGCAAGAAAGCUGAAAAAUUGGAAAGAAAACGCUUGAAGGAAGAAGAAGAAAAGGAAAGAGAACGUCAAGAACACAUACGACCUUGGGAUCAAGAAAAAGAGGGAGUCAAAGGUAAAACCACCAACGGCGAGGAUGAAGCCCAGGGAGAAUGGCAAUACAAGCCAGAACGUGAACCUAUGACACAGGAACAAUGGAAUGAAUACAAGAGAAAUGAACGAAAUUCUGAGUUUGCCCCACCGCCGGAUAUACCCUUAAAGCGUACAAAUUUUAGAAGCACGCAUAACACAGCGUUUUACAAUAACGUUCCACCACCCAAUAUGAUGGGCUAUGAGGAACCAAUGCCUUCAAUGUUUAAUAUGUAUCAAAGCUCUAGCAAGAAAGAGAAGACAUUUAAAAGAAGAAAUUAUGAGGGACCCAUGGAAGAAUUACCUGAAAAAGCAAGAGAAGGAGUUUGUAUACCACCACCAUCUAACUUGGAAGACUUUUUCUUGCCUUCCCAUUCAAAGAGACCUAAGACGACUAAAGAGGUGGAAAACUCUAUAGAAGCUGGUCUAAGAUUUAUACGCGAUAAUUGCGAUAAACAAAUGCCGGCCACCAAAUCCUCUUGGACAGCCAAAGCGGACUAUUGAAGUUGCUGUAACUUACCAAUGUUUUUCAUAAUAAAUCAAUAUGUAAUCCUUUGGUUUUCUUUUUCAAAUUUAUUUUGUUUUAGACUAAACAUUAUUUAUUGUCUGUAUAAAGAUUUAAAUAGUAUUUUUUGUAGGAUGUAUUAUUUAAAGUUUUUUUUUUCUUGGCACUGAAGAAGAAUGUAUCGAAUGAUGCAAUUGUUUUCUUUUUUUUGACACAAUAAUAAUAAAAAUUUCACGAAACAGCUACAACUAUUAGCACAACCAAUAAUAUACAAAAAUAUGAAGCAAAAUAUUUUUUGUUUAGGAAAGAUCGAAACCUUUUUUGUAAAAACUUAAAAAGUCGAAUCCUGCACUUUUUAUAUUGCAAUUUUUAUAAUUUGAAUAUCUAACAUCAAAUUUUUCCAAGGUAAAAUAUACUUAUGCUAAAUGGAUGAUAUUGUUAUAUGAGCUUUUAAUUAAUGUUGAUCUUUUAUUUAUAGGAUUGAAAGAUAUUCUGUUUAUUUGUAAAGAAACACAUGGCCUCUGACUUGUGUACAUCUACAACCCUGGAAGGAA